AUGACAGAGCCAGAGGGGACACGGAUCUCAGAAACAAAGGUGGGGGCCCAGCAGGGGGUGCUGGGGGGACAGGGGGCGGUGCCUCACAACCCUCCCCCUCUUGGAGUGACAGAUUCUAUGAAGGAGGUGAGAGGUGGCAACGAGUUCAUCGACUUGGAGAAGGCAUUCGACUGUGUCCCCCAGCGUGUCCUGUGGGAGGUGCUGCAGGAGUAUAGGGUGUCUGGCCCAUUGCUAUGGGCCAUUCGAUCCUUAUACAACCGUUGCAAGAGCUUGGUCCGCAUAGCCGGCAAUAAAUCUGAAUCAUUUCCGAAUUUUGAGUUUGAAGCGGUGGGAACAAGAAUCAGCACCUCCAAAUCUGAGGCCAUGGUCCUCAGCCGAAAAAGGGUGGAGUGUACUCUCUGGUUCAGGGACGAGUUCCUGCCUCAAGGGGAGGAGUUUAUGUUGAGGAUCGCAGAUGCCAACAAACUUAAUAAACUGAUCCACAAGGCCAAUAAUGUUGUGGGGAUGGAGCUGGACUCCCUUAAGGUGGUGUCAGAGAGGCAGAUGUUGUCCAAGAUACGGACAAUGCUGGACAACACCUCCCACCCACUCCAUGAUGUGCUGGCCAGGACAAGGAGGAAGAGAGGGACUCAACUGAGCCCGUUCAAAGUGCCAGACGGCAACAGCAUUUUUCUGCUGUGUGUAAACGAAAGAGAGGACCGUAAAGAGGAAAUGCGUAAAUUCCUGGCUCUGCCAAUUGAUGAGAAGACAACCCACGCUGCAAGAGUGACGGCCAAGCUGAAGAAUGAGCUGGUGGGAGAACUGGAGGACGAGGCGGAGGAAGAGAAGAAGGGGGGGAAUGAGAAGAUGAAGAAUCUAAAACCAAUCAAGAGUAGGACAGCUCCCACUAAGCAAACAUCUGGUGGACGAAUGAAACAAGAAAAAGUAACAAAAGACAACAAGCAUGCCUUAAUCUCCCUGGAACGACAGAAAGCUGUGUUGGAGUUAUCCGUGAUGACAAAGAGGUCUGAGAUUUUGAGGAUGGACGAGGCCAUAGCAAAAGAAGAGAAGUUGCUGAAACACCUGGAGCGGAGCACUGAGAGGGACAACGUCAGAUUUGAAGAGUUUCUCAGGGAGAAUGAGAAGAAGUCUGUGGAGGCCAGAACGCUGUAUGAACAGGAGGCCAGGUCAACACAGGAGAAGAACAAUGAAAUCAGGAGGCUAACUGCUGAAAUACUCACCAUAAAAAGUGAACUUGCCAGGUUUGAAGAAAUCCUGGUAGACUACAAGAGUUAUAAGGACCUUCUAUUCAAGCUGUCUCCUCCAGAGUGGCAGGAGGCCCAGAGGUCAAAGGUUAUGUCUGGUAAAGGCACCAAGGAGGACCAGAACAGGGAGCUUAAAGACACUGCUAUUAGGAAUGGUUUGGAGACUCCAGGCAGACAGCUGACGUCCAUCCAGGAGACCAGGCUGUCCCCAGCCCACAGUGACAGUCUAGUCACAGAUCCUACAUUGGACAGUGACAGCUCAGAUUAUGAGGAUGAGCCAGAGCUGUAUUUCACUGAUCCCCAGCAGCUGCUGGAUCUGAUGACAGAGCUGACGGAGCAGAACCUGUCCCUGAUUCAGAACUCUACGAGAGUGGAGGAGACUCUGGAGCAGCUCCAACAGUCCUUGAAAACAACCAAGAAGAAUCAUGAAAAGGAUGAAGAACAAAUUACAAUGCAGAUAAAUGAAAUGAAGGAGAGAAUCGAGAAGGAGAAGGCGAGAGGAGCCAGGCUUGAGCGGAAGGUCCUUCUCCACGUGUCCCUGAAUACACAGGACCAGGAUGUGUUGCUGGAUGCUCUGAGCGAGAAGGUGGCAGAGGUGCACCGCAGCUGCGUGGAUGACAGGAUGACAAAACUAAACACUUUGGAGAAGCUGGCCAACAUUGAGAAGCGGCUGUCUUUACUACUGCAGAGCCUUGAGAGCAUCCCUGAAGAAAAACUGGAGUUAAUGAAGAAGAUCAAGGACAGCGAGAGGAGGACCAGGGAGCGUGAAGACAAGCUGAGAGAGCAGAGAGAAAAACAGAAAGAAAGGAUGAGGAGGUACUCGGAGAGAUCGCUGGCUGACUCCAAGAAAAUCAGUGGGAAAAAGCUCAUGCCCAGAUAUAUGCCUGUUACCCAGAGAGUCAAAGUCAGCAACAUGGACAGCAUCCCGGCUCAAGAUGAGAUUCACGAAUACCUCUUUGGCCCUGAGAAUACGGACUGAUAAAAAAAAUACAAAAAAAAUAACUGAAAGUGCUAUCAUGCCUCAAACGCAAAAGCUGAAGAGUGAUCA
Pelmatolapia mariae (spotted tilapia) is the source of this 2292-nucleotide messenger RNA. It is a transcript of the gene cfap100, whose product is annotated as cilia and flagella associated protein 100. The transcript is spliced from 18 exons. The record is from RefSeq and is a predicted model, not a curated record. The coding region runs from base 1 to 2223 and encodes 740 amino acids. NCBI's taxonomy places the organism in Eukaryota, Metazoa, Chordata, Actinopteri, Cichliformes, Cichlidae.